Dicrocoelium dendriticum is the source of this 463-nucleotide messenger RNA. Lineage: Eukaryota; Metazoa; Platyhelminthes; Trematoda; Plagiorchiida; Dicrocoeliidae. The record is from the annotation of a GenBank genome assembly.
AUGCAUUCACAAUGGGAUUACUGUAGCAUUGUUCAUCCUUCCACAGAUGCAUCAACUCCGCGAACUCCUCAAGAUCACUGCGGAGGAGAGUUGAGUGGGCCAAAUGGAUUUUUAUCGUUCCGGCAGCAACCAUCACAUCCAGUAGUCUGCGUUUGGCGAAUCACGGUAACGCCAGGAAGAGAGGUGCGGCUCCUUUUCAACUCUCUAACAAUGCCUUCCUACAAUUCUCGGUUGCGUGUGUUAGACGGAAUCAACUGUGGAGGCGCUAUACUGUCACAGCUUUCUCAUCAUUCCCGCAUUCCUCAAAACGGCAUUGUCUCCAAUAGCAAUACGAUGACGGUGGUGUACACAGAGACAGUAUUUGAAACGGCCUUGACCAAUAUUGAUGCCUCUUUUUCAGAGAUUAUGACGGAGGUCACCUUAACCACCGGGACGGGUACAACGCCAAUCAGGACUGCCCCAG